Panicum hallii is the source of this 1008-nucleotide messenger RNA. Its product is annotated as non-specific lipid-transfer protein-like. Gene Ontology annotation, cellular component: membrane. The transcript is spliced from 2 exons. The coding region runs from base 120 to 479 and encodes 119 amino acids. Lineage: Eukaryota; Viridiplantae; Streptophyta; Magnoliopsida; Poales; Poaceae. The record is from RefSeq and is a predicted model, not a curated record. Gene Ontology annotation, biological process: lipid transport. Gene Ontology annotation, molecular function: lipid binding.
UGCACUCUCUCAUCACCAGCACUUGCUCACACUCAUCAUUCCCGAGCAAGCAAGCACAUCCAUCCACCAGCACCGUGCCCUCACCGAUCACAUUCACGCACAAUCCAGAUAGUACUAUAAUGGCUCGCGCUCAUCAGGUCGUUGCGGUCGCCGUCGUUGCCGCCGUGCUGCUCGCCGCCGCGGCGACCACCGAGGCCGCCGUCACCUGCGGGCAGGUGAGCUCCGCCAUCGCCCCCUGCCUCAGCUACGCCCGCGGCACGGGCACCGGCCCCUCCGCAGCCUGCUGCAGCGGCGUCAGGAGCCUCAACUCCGCCGCCAGGACCACCGCGGACAGGCGCGCCGCGUGCACCUGCCUCAAGUCCGCCGCCUCCAGUCUCAGUGGCCUCAAAGCCGGCAACGCCGCCAGCAUCCCAUCCAAGUGCGGAGUCAGCAUCCCCUACACCAUCAGCCCAUCCGUCGACUGCUCCAGGGUGAGCUAAACGACCACCGGAGCCGGAUGGAGCUGGAGCAGCCUCGUCCACCGUGCGUGCAUGGUUCCCUACAUAUCUAUCUAUGAUCGAGUUCGCUCGCUUGAUGAAUAAAAUCUCUCUGCCGUCGUCGUCUGCACUGUCAUACGCUCGCAUGCUAGUGCAGUGUACGUCCUCCUUGUGAGAGACGGGAGUCCGUCCGUCCUUGUUGUGUGGUCGUCUCUGCUUCGUUUUGUGUCUGCACGGUACGGUGCGCGCUAGCUCCUCCAUUUCCAUUUGGAGGAGACCGAGUCUCUGUACCUUGUCCACUACCUUUUAAUACAUACACCUCUUUUUGGUAUGCUCCAUGUGCUCACUUGGGCCUCUCCACCGAGUGUGCACAACAAAAAGGCCUAAAACAAGUCCAUGUAUCCAAGUGGGCCUUUGAUUAUUCCAAUAAGUAGUCACUGAAAGUUUUGCAUCAAGUUUUGUUGGAAGCUGGAGUUGACGAACUUGGGCAAGUCAUGAAUGCUUAAUGAAGGGACGGUUUCCAUGCCCGUAA